AUCUGCUUUUUCUCUCGAACAUUUUUUUAACCACCACCAACAAUUAAUUUCAAGACACUUGAAAAUACCACCUCCCCUCAAAAUAAAACUAUCCCGGCGAGCAUCUUCUAUUCUGUAGAAGAACGAUCGCGGCAGGAAUAGUCCCUCGAUAACUUUUUACAGAAGUAUCGAUCCCUUUUACCAGAAUUGUACAGUUAUAGUUCUUCAGAAACUGUAACGACAAAUUCUCCCAUUCAUUCACCCACCCGAAAAGAGAGGGCGAUACCUAUCCCAUCUUCGCACUUUUUUUUGAGAGCGAUUAAUUUCUGCCCACUCAGGAAGAAAACACUUAAAUCCUCUCCACUCAACCUUUUUUAUCAUCGAUUAAUUCGAAUAGAAAAAAGAGUCUUUCUCUUAUUAAUAGAUUUCGAUUCAAAUUCUAUCGACACAUCUGCGAAGGAAGAUAACUCGUCAUCCAAGUCCUAUCGCGAUAACGUCAUACAAAAUAGUUCAAAUCCCUUCUUCCCACGAAAAAAAGAUCCGAGGUCACCUUCGACAAACAGUUCACUCUAUGACUUCCGUUCCUCAAACUUCUCAAAACCAAAGCCAGGCCUCAAACACCAACAGCGCGUCGCAAUCGACCCAGUCGUACGCUUCUACCGCAAAGAAGGCUGUCUCGUCGCCACCUAUCGCGACGAGCUCCUCGACUCCCUCACCCGCCGUGGCUGUCGGAGGCUCUGCGCCGGUACAGCAACAUGGAAAAUCAUCCUCUAUCUCACCGGUGAACGGUAGAGCUUCGAUUCCUCCCGCUGUACCGGCAGUUUCUGCACCUGCUAUCGCCCAUAGCAGCUCUGCAAUUAAUGGUGGUUCGACUGACCACAGCCGUAAGAGUUCGGUUACAAUCAGCGCAAAUGGUCCCGCAGGUUAUGUUCCUAAUGGAGGUCCAGUAGGUGGUUCAAGAGGUGGCAUUCAGUUCGGAUCAGUUAUGGAUUCUCCUGCUGCUACCCACAGCAUCCCACAGAUCUCCCAACCGGCUUCAGCACCAAUUCCCAUUCCAGGAAACAACCCAAGAGUAAUUUCGCCCGCCAAUUCACCAUCUCCUAUCCCUCAACCAGCCGCAAGUGGUGGAAGACCUCCUUCCGGAAUCCAGCAAGGCAACAUGACUUUUGGUAGUUUGGGUAACGAUGGUGACGUUAGUAUUAAUUCCACUCAACUCCAGCGAACAUACACUAACUUUCUUUCUCUUGUAGCGACACAUGCGACAAGCAUCCUCCCAAGGGCCCCUAGCACCUAACAGUCAGGCAGGUGGCCACCUUCGUCGUGAAUCAUCGCAUUCGGCACAAAGUGACAACAAUCAAGGUCCCGGAGCAAGUCGUGGAGGUUAUCAACAAGGUGGCGGACGUGGUCGUGGCGGAUUUAAUCAACAAUACUCGGGUCAUUCUGGUUUCCCUCCCCAAAGUCAACCCCAAUUUAGAGGCAACCAAAAUGCGGGACGUGGUGGCAUGCCUCCUUUCCAAAAUCAAGGCCGUCCACAAUAUCAGAAUUCUCCCCACCAAGCUGCACGAAGCCCAGCCCUUUCCAACUCGAUUCCCAAUACACCAAACAUGAACCAGGCGAUGCCCAUGCAAAGCCCACAACAAUUCAACGCUCAUGCUGCGUACUACCAGCCGUCUCAUAUGGGAGGUCCUCCAGUACAAUCACCCUAUCAAUACCCGGUAAACCAAUGCCCUUCUUAUUCCAGCAAUUCUUUCUCCUUUCAAUCUUUCAAUCGUGGUGGUAGAGGCAAGAAGUGGUUUGAUAAGUCUUCAACCCAUUACCGAAAGCCUUCAACAGAACUUUUCGGUCACAACCUCACCUACAAUGAAGAGCCAUCCCUCCGUGGAGGUAACGGUCAAGGUAUUGCCAGAAAUAGAAAAGGAUCCAUGCAGUCGGAGCACCAGGAGAAUGGCUGUCCUGUUUCCAACCAACAGUCGGAUUUGCCAUCACCUCCAGCCAAGGAUUCAGUUAUCCCGAAGAAGCGUGCAGAUCUAAAUCCUACGGACCCAAGCCUCCCCCCUCUCCCUCCUGCUACUCCCUAUUUCAAUGUUUCUUCUGAUGUUUCAAAUAUUGAUUUUUCGCCAGCUUCUGGCAACUUUGACAAAUUUCUAACAGAUACACAGACUCACAAUGCAUAUGCUCAACCUUAUCCCGGUAUGAUGCCAAUGGGUGGUCCCCCAUCUUUCCAGUAUCCUCAAGUGGGUUACAUGCAUCCCGUCCCACCCCAAUCACCGCAGCCAGGUUACCAGCAACCCUAUAUUGCAGGUCAAUAUGCACAACAGGCACAACCUAUGUCACGCAAUUCUUCCCAGAUGUCCGAACAUCGACCAGCUUCGAGCAUGGGCCAGACGCAAACUCCUUCGAUGACACCUUCCACUUCACUUACACCGCAGCCAAAGCCCUCAACUCAAGCUUCCGCAUUCUCGAGGCCAGCUCGCAAGAGUGCAGCUAUCGUCAUUAAGAGACCUGAUGGCGACGUGUUGAAUGUUGACGCAAUCAAAGCACCUGCUUCUCCAGCUCCUAGCAGCAGAACUAGAACACCACCUGUCAUAGCUUCUUCCACACCAACACCUCCGCCGAAGUCUGCUACUCCUCAACAUGCUCGAGCUGAUAGCUUAGCUACAAAGUCUGCUGAAGAAAUUCGUCAAGAGAUGCAAGAGAAAGUGAAGAAAAUGGCAGCAGGUGGCGACAAGAUCGAUGAGGCCAAGAACGAGGAGGCCACAAAGGCUGCUGAAGCCGCGGCCGCUGCUGAGGCCAAAUUGAAGGAAGAAGAGAAAGCCAAGGAGUUGGCAAAGGCCGCGGAGGAGGCUAAGGCUAAGGAAGAGGCAGACGCUAAAGCUGCCGCCGAGAAGGCUAAGAAGGAAGCAGAAGAAGAACUUGAUCGACAAAUUGCCGAGAUGGAGGCCCUUGAAGCCGAAAGAGAGAAGAAAGAACAGGAGAUACUCGCCAAGCGCGCUGCCGAAAGAGCAAAGGAAGAGGCCGAGAAGGCUGAACGUGAGAAGGCCAAUGCGGCGGAGAAUGAUCGCAAACUCAGGGAGCAGGAGCGUGAGAUGGAACGUCUCGAAGAUGAGCGUGAGAAGAAGAGAGCAGAGGCGGACGCAAAGGCUAAAGGUGGUGAUUCUAAGAAGGAUGAGGAGACUCCCGAUACUCUCGCCACCAAGCUAUCAAAGGCUACCCUCGAAACCGACAGUGGUGCAUCGACUCCUACUUCCGACGACUCCAUGGGGCCGCCUCCUAAAUCAUUUGCUGCUGAGAAGCGGGGCAAACCUGCUGCACUCAACCUUGCACCUCUCAAUACCAAGCCUGUUGAACCACCUCAGCCUAGCGCAGCUCUUCAGUCACUUAAGUCUGCUCGCUUCUUGGCCGUGCUUGAUUCCUCCAUCUAUCCAGCCAACAUUAAUUCACCAAACCCUGCUUUGAACUCUGCCGUUAAUGCCAAGGGCAAGACUUUCAAGUAUGACAAAGAGUUUUUGCUCCAGUUCCAGAAGGUAUUCACCGAGAAGCCUUCCAUGGAAUUCGAGUCUCAAAUCAAGGCUCUUAUUGGGGAUGACCCAAGCUCCGCCAGACCCGGUGGAUCACAGAGAACACCUGGUGGCAUGGGCCCCAGAGGAUCAAACCGUGGUGGUGGAAAUGCCGUUGGUCAAUUUACCAUGGGUCAAUUUGGUGCUCAAGGUGGAAAGACUCUCCCACCAGGUACCACAAGUGCCGAGCGUUUCGCUAUGUCUCAAGGCAAUAUGCCACGACCAGCACUCAACCCUAUGGCUUCAUUCCAGCGCCCUGGUGGAGCUUUCCCGGGUGGAAAUUCUAUGCAACGAGCCAAUUCUACCAACUCUUCCAUGCCACAUUCCCCACGUCAAGCAAGCAGAUCCACUCGUGGUGGCAGCAAACGUGAAGGCGGUUACCAAGGCAGUAAUGCUAAGCAGGAGGCCCAAGCAGCCGCAAAGAUGCCUCUUACAAGCGGCAUGGACAUCAAGCCUAUUCAAACUUCUUCUACUGGUUGGAAACCACGCAGUAUCGGUCAAACCCAAUCAGCUACCGGUGCUGCUGGACCUGCUCCUGGGGCCGUUCCAGGCGCUGGCCAUAUGGAUCCUGACCUGGUCCAAAGAAAGGUCAAGGCAGCUUUGAACAAGAUGACUCCUGAAAAGUUCGACAAGAUCGCAGACCAAAUCUUAGCUAUCGCUGCACAAUCUAGAGACGAAGCAGAUGGACGCACAUUGCGACAGGUCAUCCAACUUACUUUUGAGAAGGCAACUGAUGAGGCUCACUGGGCUUCAAUGUAUGCCAAGUUCUGCAAGCGCAUGCUGGAGACCAUGAGCCCUGAUAUCAAGGACGAGAGCAUCGUGGAUAAGAAUGGUAACAUCGUUUCUGGUGGUAACCUUUUCAGAAAGUACUUGCUCAACAGAUGUCAAGAAGAGUUUGAAAGAGGUUGGAAGAUUGAUUUGCCGGAAAAACCAGAGGGCGAGCGUGAAGAUGCCAAGACCGAGGAAGCUGCUAUGCUUUCAGAUGAGUAUUAUAUCGCCGCAGCUGCUAAGAGACGUGGUCUUGGUCUUGUUCAAUUCAUUGGUGAGUUGUACAAGCUUAGCAUGCUUACGGAGCGUAUCAUGCAUGAAUGUGUCAAGAAACUCGUGGAUUACCAGGGUCUUCCUGACGAAGCUGAGAUUGAAUCUUUGACCAAACUCCUCAAGACCAUUGGUCUCAACCUUGACAGCACCGAGAAGGGUAGACCAUUGAUGGAUGUUUACUUCACUCGCAUUACUGCCAUGAUCGAAACACCCGAAUUGCCAAGUCGACUGAAGUUUAUGCUUAUGGAUAUCGUCGAUCUCCGUAAGAAGAGAUGGGCAUCAAAGGAAGCCAACAAGGGCCCCAAGACACUCGAAGAAGUUAGAGCAGAGGUAAGGAUUCUAAAAAAUCUGGUAAUGAUCAUUCAUAUACUAAUUAAUUAUAGGCCGAGGCUGCUGCGGCACAAAAGGCUGCCGAGAACUCGAGGAGUCAAAGAGGAGGUGGUGGUGGACGCUUGCAAAUGGGUCGUGGUGAUGGAAGAAAUUUCUCCGGUGGAUAUGGAAACCAACCUCCUCCCGAUUACCAGAAAAACACUGUUGGUAUGGAUGACCUUCGUCGUCUUACAAACAAAGGUGGUGCAAACCGACAGGCCAGCCAACAGAUGUCAUUUGGACCCACGUCUAUGUUCAAUUCAAGAAGCAACAGUGGUCGAAAGAUGGGUCCAGGCGGUUCCUUGAGUAGAACAGGUGAAGACUCGGGAGCUUCAUCAAGAACGGGGACACCCCCACAAGACAAGGAUAGGAAAUCAGCUACUUCCGCAAAUGCAUUUAGGUUCGUGUAUUCCAUAUUAGCAAUUAAUUGAUCAUCAACUAACUAUUUACUAGUCUACUUGCAGGAUUAGGAUCUGGCGAGACCGAGAAUCCGGCAUCUCCUCCUUCUACCCAUACUUCUCCAGUGUUGUCAAAAUCUACAGCAGCUUCUGACAAGAAGGAGGGUGAUGCUUAAAUCAUUGAGCAUUAACAAAGUGUUUCAUACAACGGAGCAUUCUAAUUUCUGUGCAUAGACGGCGGGCUAAUCUUGCAUUUACGGCGGGGCCUAUUUCAAAACGGGUGUCUAAAAAGUUCCUCAUUCUGUUCUCUAUGAUACCUCAGAUUUCACCCAUUAGACUACAUUCCGUUAUCACCAGAUCUUGUUUUCGGUCAUCUUUCUAAUGCAUUAUCCGGUAUUUGGUGCGUGGGGUAAAAUAGGGUGCUUUCUAUCUGCAAUUUUCUUUGGCUGGCGGGGGUUGGAUUUGGACGGCGGCAUGGUUGGCUGCCGAUCAUGACACGACCUCUAAAAGCUUUUCUUUCUUCUGUCCAUAAUUUUCCGUCUUUACGUGGCUCUAAUGAUCGAUGACCGGCUUGCUUUAGUGAAUCCAUACGAAUGGUCUACGAAUGUUAUGCUACAACUAUUUUCCGUUUUUGUUAUUUUUGCAUUGGCGCCAUUACGACUUGAUAGCCUGAUGUCCACCUCACGAAAGAAGGCAUGGGGCUUUAUGGUCGCGCAAUGGUAAUAAGUUUUUCUCUGGUAGCUUGGCUGGCUGAUGGUGGUUGAUCUCGAGUGCCACGGAGGAAUAGAACAUGGAAACUUGUUCUGUUCUAGAGGUGCAGACUAAAUCUAUUGUGAAAGCUGUGGAUUUGUGUUAAAAGGAGGUUGGGUGUCCCAGCUUGUGGGGAGGAAUGCAGGAUGCUCGGAAAACCUUAUUGUACAAUUAUAAUCUUCUUUUUGUCAUUGGUUUUUUGCUUCUUUUCUUUUUCAUUAUGCCAGCCGGCUUCAGGUGGUAGAAAACUUAUGAAACUGAUUCAAAUUAUC
Molecule: messenger RNA, 6366 nt
Organism: Sclerotinia trifoliorum
Lineage: Eukaryota; Fungi; Ascomycota; Leotiomycetes; Helotiales; Sclerotiniaceae
Source: the annotation of a GenBank genome assembly